Molecule: messenger RNA, 1434 nt
Organism: Nicotiana attenuata
Lineage: Eukaryota; Viridiplantae; Streptophyta; Magnoliopsida; Solanales; Solanaceae
Exons: 11
Coding region: 33-1205 (390 amino acids)
Biological process (GO): meiotic spindle organization; meiotic DNA double-strand break formation
Source: RefSeq, a predicted model, not a curated record
UCCCGCCAUUUCCCACAGUGCGAGAAAGAGAAAUGGAGAUUGUGAGAGACCAACCGAAGAGCUCCUCACAUGAAUCCCUAAAAUUGGCGAUCGCAAUGGCGCUCGUCCGAUCAAAGCUCCUCCAAAAACCUCCGGCACCACCACCGCAGCCGCCGCCUUCUUCCUCCGCUGCCGUUCCUCAACCUGCCGCCGUUCCUCCUCCUUACUCCGAUGAUGCUCUUAAAUGGAAACGAAAAGCAAAAGAGCGUAAAUUAGAAAUUCUCAGACUCAAGGAAGACCUCAAAGUUGCCGAAGAUGGCUCGCAGUGUGAUAUAUUUCCGAAAAGUGCAUCAUGCAAAUGUUAUUUCUUUGAUAAGUUGGGGUUAUUGAGCCCUAAGAGAAUUGGAGAUGGUUCUGACCGACGUUUCAGUGAAGUGCUGCGGAGAAGAUUUCUCAGACAAGUGAGGAUUAAGGAGAGAAAGAGGAGAAGAACAGAUGAUUCCUUGCUUCAUCGAAUUUCAGAACGUGACAAUGAAAAUAAUGUUGACCAACUGAGCGCUUCAGUUGAUUUUCUUGUGGAGCUUUGUGAUAGUGUUUCUCCUCAAAGUUUGGAGAAGGGUAACUUUAAGAACUGGUGCCACCAAGCCGUGGACUUUAUUCUCGGUACACUUGCUACAAUGUCACCAACUGAAAGGAAUGCAGAACCCGUAGAAGGCAUUAUUAACAGCUUAAUCAUGCGUUUAUUGAGAAGAAUGUUCUGUCCUUUGGAAGGAGAUGAAUCUCAUCACUUUGACACUGCUGUUCAGUUCUAUAUUCAACAUUUGAUGCGUAAGGUCGGAAAUGAGGCUUUUGUCGGUCAGCGUCUAAUAUUUGCGGUCUCUCAAAGAAUUUCUGUAGUGGCAGAGAGUUUGCUUUUCAUGGAUCCAUUUGAUGACACCUUUUCAAGUAUGCAUAACUCUAUGUACAUGAUGAUUCAGCUUAUUGAAUUUCUGGUUUCUGAUUAUUUGCUAACCUGGUCAAACGCUGGAGAUUUUGACAUAAGGCUCUUUGAAGAAUGGGUUGUAUCAAUUCUCCACGGAAGAAAAGCAUUGGAACUACUGGAGAACAGGAAUUCUCUUUAUGUACUGUACAUAGAUCGUGUGAUCGGCGUUGUGGCCAAGCAAGUGGGGCAGUUGUCAUUUCUGCAGAAGCUAAACCCACAGAUUCUUGAGAACUUGUUUAGCUAAGCACUGACCUGCAGCUUUUCCUUUUGAAUUGAUAAAGUAUGGCUUUAUAUUCAAGGCAUCAAAGGAGCUGUUGCUUUUUACGUGUAAGUUGUAAUACUUGGUGCAACUUUUUCUCUUGUAUUAGCAAAGCAGCCCUUGCAUUGCCUCUGUUUUUAGGCAAAUGCUAGUAAAUAAUACUAGGUGUAUUGGUUUCAAAAUUUGAAACAUAUCUUUUUUCAAUUUUGGCACA